UGACUGACAGACUGGAUUGAUUGACCGGCUGACAAACUGAGAAGCUGGCUGGCCAGCUUUUGUCUGUCUGUCUGUCUGACUGACUGACUGAAUGUUUGACUCAUGAUGGGUUUCCCGGAUGAAUGGCUACAGUCUGUUGUAUUUCUGAGUCACUGGGUGUCCGCUUGACUGGUUCACUGACAAACUGGAAAAAUCCGUUUGGUGUCACGUUCCUUAGCACAGAUAGAGACCUUCUGCCUUUCACUGAGAGGGAGUAUUUCCUCAUCUGUGUUGUCAAGACGUACAGUUGUCAGGGGCCAUGAGUAGCUGCUGGUGUGACAGUCUCCAAAACCCUUUGACGUGGAACACCUAAAAUGGGGACAGGACUUGCUGCCAUGCUGCAAGCUCAGCUCUAAUCACCGUGAAGACGCCCUUCUGUUCACCUUUCUCUCUACUUAGAUUUGGCCUGCUUGCCCCUGACCUGCACCCUUCCUGAUUUGAAACUGCUGCUCGCUGCCUCCUUGCAGUCAACUCCCUUCUUUUCCAUCUUUCUACUGAGGCAAGCUCAAACACUCCUAAUCCAAACCAUGGCCAGCAGACUCCAUUUGUCCUCCCUGUCUCCCUCCCUGAUUGUCUCCCUCCUGCUACCUGCACUGUUGCUCCUUCACCUGCCUGGCACGGUGAAAGGGGACUGCUGGCUGAUAGAGGGGGAUAAAGGCUACGUUUGGCUGGCUAUCUGCAGUCAGAACCAGCCUCCAUAUGAGACCAUCCCCCAGCACAUCAACAGCACGGUUCAUGACCUGAGGUUGAAUGAGAACAAACUUAAGGCUGUGCUCUUUACCUCCAUGUUCCGCUUCACAAACCUCACUGACCUCAAUCUUACCAAGAAUGAGAUCAGCUACAUCGAGGAUGGGGCAUUUGCUGGGCAGGCCAACCUACAGGUUCUCCAGCUGGGCUACAACAAGCUUACCAACCUGACUGAAGGCAUGUUGAGAGGUCUGGGUCGAAUGCAGUGCCUCUUCUUGCAACACAACCUCAUUGAGGUCAUUGCCAACAACGCCUUCUGGGAGUGCCCCAGCCUCAGCAGCCUGGAUUUAUCUUCCAAUAAGUUGGCCCGUCUUGACCCGUCUACCUUCACUGUUCUCAACAGGCUGAUGGUGUGUGAACUAGCAGGAAACCCGUUCCACUGUGGCUGUGAACUCUACAGCUUUCUCACUUGGCUGGAGGCUUUUAACAAUGUCACCCACACCUAUGACCGCCUCCAGUGUGAAACCCCUUUGGAAAUGACUGGUUAUCCACUCCUGAGCCCAGUGCCCGGACAUGGAAGAAAUGCCCGUUAUGCUCUUUUGUCCAUGUGUCGCGAUGGGGUCAUAAUUCCAGGGAUGACCUCCCAAACGCCAGAUCAAGAUGGCUCAGGGAUGGGUUUGGACAACCCAGACCAAGGUCUGUACCACCAGCCAACCAUAUCGUCAACUGCUGACCCCACCUAUAGCCAUCAGAUUUCAAUGAAGCUUCACACUGUUACCCUCUCCACCGCUUCUCUAAUGGUACAGAUUCCACGACCAUACAGUAAGAUGUACAUCCUCUCCCAGUACAACAACACAUUUGUUGAAGACAUCAGGCCUCUGAAAAAUAAGAAGGAGUUAAUCACUUUGGACAAGCUGAAACCGCACACAAACUACACCUUUUGUGUGGCUUCUGCAAGCAAAUCUCAGCGCUACAACCACACCUGUCUGUCCUUUACCACACGAGCUAUGGGACCAGAGGACCCACGAACCAAUCCAUCCACAACUACCCACUACAUCAUGACCAUCUUGGGAUGUCUCUUUGGCAUGGUCAUUGUGCUUGGAUUCGUCUAUUACUGUCUUAGACGGCGACGCAUCCAGGAAGAGAAACAGAAAGCUAUAAGCGUGAAGAAAACUAUUUUGGAGAUGAGGUAUGGCCCAGAGGCAGCUGCGGCAGUGGCCAAUGACCCAGGUGCCAUGCAGCGUCUCCAGGAGCAGGCUCACCACCAACACCACCAUUCAGGAGGAGCAGGAGGCAAGCUGCCCCCGUCAACUUCCUCUAGCACAGGCAUGCUUCACGGCUCAGCCAACACCAGCUCUUCCCGCCUCUCCACCUUACCGCAAGUGGAAAAAAUGGCCACUGCCUUCUCUGAGGCAAUGGGCGGCAAGGGCAAUUACAUGGAUGUGAGGACGGCAGGAGUGGUAGUUGAAGGCAGGGAGGGAGGGGUGGCAACUGGAGGAGCGGGGGUAGGAGGGGAAGUAGUUGUGGAUAUGCGAGGUGGGGCUGAGAAUGAGACUGAGGUUGGGGAGGAUUCGGAUGACGAUGGCCGUGGCUCAGCAUCAGAGAUCUCCACCAUCGCCAAGGAGGUGGACAAGGUGAACCAGAUCAUUAACAACUGCAUUGAUGCCCUGAAGCUGGAUGCCUCUGCUAAUGUUGUGACCACAGCUGACAAUGCCAACUCUAUGUCCUCCUCCCAGCCUCCAACUUGCAUUGCAUCCCUCCCCCGCAACCUCCUGCCCCUCUCUCCAGGCCAUCCUGGAGAUCAGAUCAUGGCCUCCUCUCCAAAGGUGCAUCCAAAGUCUCACCCCCAGCCUCAUCCUCAGCCUCAUCCUCAGCCACAUCCUCAGCCACAUCCUCAGCCUCAUCCUCAGCUACAUCAGCAGCCUCAUCCACCUUCUAUGGCCCCAGUGCCCCUGGUAAUGCCCCUGUCUGAGCGGCCAGGCAUUAGUGGUGGGGGGUUCCUCUCCCCUCCUUACCGUGAUCCCCCCCCAGCAAAUGCAGUGCGGCCCCUUCAAAGGCAAUUGAGUGCUGACACUACUGUGGUGAAGAACCGUUGUGGUGCCCCUGCUGUGGGAUCUGUCAAGAGCACCAGGGUGUUCAGUGUGGAUAUCCCGGAGCAGCGCAGUGAUCCUCCUAAGUACCCAACAGAAAAAGGCAGUCCUGUGGGUUGUGGUGGUGGAGGUGGAAGUGGAGGAGGUGGCGGAGUAGGGGGCUGCAACGGAAAUGGCAUGGGAAACAUAAAUGGCGGUGGAGUGAGCGUGAAUGGGGGCGGGGUGGGGUGUAAUAAUGGGAGUGGAGGUGGGGUGGUUGGCGCUGGACAGCAGCAGCAGCAGCAUCACUUGGAGGUCCAGCCAGACUACCACAGCUCAGAGCACCGGCACUCCUUUCCUGCACUCUACUAUGAGGGUGGCAACGAUUCACCCUCACCGGCCCAAAAGGCCUCAUUCCUCAAGCCACUGGGCCGCACCAAGAGGGAUGCCACAGCCACCUACUCCCAGCUCUCACCUUCUCGUCACCACAACUACAAUUCUGGCUACUCCUCUAGUCCAGAAUAUUCAUCUGAGAGCACACUGCGGAUCUGGGAGCGAUUCCGGCCUUACAAGAAAAGCCCCAGAGAGGAAGCAUCGUAUAUAGCGGCAGGCCAUGCCCUGCGUAAGAAGGUGCAGUUUGCCAAGGACGAGGACCUUCACGAUAUUUUGGACUACUGGAAGGGGGUUUCUGCCCAGCAGAAGCUGUGAGCAGGGGAAGCAAAGUCAAAUGCUAUAAGGGAGACUGUAAAGUUGGAUGCCAA
Molecule: messenger RNA, 3556 nt
Organism: Micropterus dolomieu (smallmouth bass)
Lineage: Eukaryota; Metazoa; Chordata; Actinopteri; Centrarchiformes; Centrarchidae
Product: protein phosphatase 1 regulatory subunit 29-like
Exons: 5
Coding region: 567-3503 (978 amino acids)
Cellular component (GO): plasma membrane
Molecular function (GO): protein binding
Source: RefSeq, a predicted model, not a curated record